AUGUCGUAUGGGCCCCUCCAUAAUUAUAGGAACUACUAUGAUUCCAACCAAAGCCAGCGGAACCUGGACGACUCGUACAACACCCCCAGACAACCCACCUCGACACACCAGUACACGAAACAGCAGGCAUCAUAUCCAGGUGACGUCGGACAGUCCCGGUACAACUCCUUAGGGUACGAUGGAUCAAAUCAGUCUCAGCGACAGGAUUAUUCCAGUGGCUCGCGCCAGCAAUCGACUUAUGGAAACGGUGGCUCCAAAGAUGUGACCACCCGGAGCACGUCUUCAGAUAAGUGGACUCAAGCUAGACAUUACGCGGCCCAGGCUGCAGCAGGAAGUUCAGCGCAUAAUUACUACAACACCUCAACUUCAACGAGCGAGAGUACUCAGGGAUUGAAUAGUCUUGCGUAUGCUUCAGGACUAGACGAUGCAGAGUUACAGAGAUAUGGCCAGCAUGUACCACGGUCGAAUGCGCUGUCAGGCUGUGGAUACUCUAUGUCUUCUGCUUCGCAUAUGCCGGAUGGCGCCCAGUGGCCGGCUGUCACCGAGAGCACGUUCCGACACAGCACGACCCCUUCAUAUGACCCCUAUUCGAAUGGCACAUCUUCGUCACAACACCAAGGUAAUAGUUUAUCCACAGCGGCAGCAGCUCUCGCCGGUGCAGUCAGUGCAGGCUUUGCACAAGCUACACAUACAAUGGGAGGCCAUUCAUCGACCUCACCUGUGGUGGAAAGUUCCACUUCGGCUCAACAGUCCGUCACUGCAAGGUCUGCCUCACCUUACUAUCCACCUCAGCCCGUCCCGUCCCGAUCACAGAGACGUCAGUCACCAAGCCCCCCACAAUCAACUCAGAGCGCGCAAAGUACGGAAGCAUACCAGCAUAGAGCACGGCCUGCAACAUCUGGCCAGCACGGCGAAGCGUCGACUCGAAAUCCCUCGUCACGAACGUCACCGAAUAAUGCUCAGCCAGUCAAUGCAAUCUCAAGCCUCAUAACUCCGUCAAUGGAAGAGCCAAUCCGAAAAGAGUAUCCGAUAGCAGACGAGCAGCAGGCCAUGCCAAACUACAUCGACCCAACGCAAGUCUUCAACCCUUACGCCAAAGAGCACGAGAGGAGACGCCGGGAAGCAGCAGCUCAAGCUGAGACCGAGGCAAUCAAGAAGAAAACAGAGGAGGAAGCUGCUGCAAAACGAAGCGCGCAAAAGGCGGCUAUGGUAGGGGUCGAGAAGAAAGCAAAUCAAGAAAAAGCCACUACAGCGAAGAGAGCUCCAAAGUCACACCAGAAACGAUCCAAACCUGUCGGAAGUGUUCAUCCGCCUGCAAGUGAAUCUGCUGGUAUAAUAUGUCCCCAACCCGUCGAUGCAGCAACGGACGGAACGGCCAGUGAAACGACUAUGGCAUUAGAGCUUAAAGCAAUGAUGGAAAAAAUGAAAGAGUUUCGGAGUAAAGAUCCUGGCCUAUUUCAGAAGCUAUGGGACGACAUGCGCAAGUCGGUUUCUGGACCCGCGAGUGCCGUACCUCUACAGUCGCCAUCUCCUCAGAUGAACCAACAACAAACUGUCCCUCCUGCAAGUAUGACAGCCCCGGUCCAAUCUGGACCGCAACAUCAGCCUACGGUCGAACCUAUGACUGCGAUGCCCUCUGGGGUCAAGACAUCUCACGAUUCCGACGUCACUCCUAACGUGCCACGGCCAUUUAAGAUGAAUGGAUACAGGGUUGCAGUGUUAGACAACCCAGAAAAUCUCCCUGAUCUCGGUCGUUUUCCUGCUGAGCGACGUAUCCGAACGAAGGUCCCAAAGCCUCCUGCACCGAGCCCUGCUCAAUUUGUCCUUGCUCAAUCUACACCUGCUCAACUUGCACCUGCUCAACCUGUAGCUGUUCAGCCAGCUGUAGCUAAUCAGUCGCCCACUGCUUCUAACCAAGGAACCCCUGCUCCACCUUUGCAACCUCAAGUCGAAGCAGCAGGCCUAGCAGCUGAAGCUAUGCGUCCGCUUACUCAAGGACUUCCUCCAAAGGGUCCUGCAGUUGGAACAAUCUGGCCCGAAGACAAGCGCAAGGCUCUUGCAGACGCUGCGAUCAAGGCGCUCAAAGAAGUGCCGGAAAAUGCGUUAGUUACUAUCACACCCCCGGACAUAGACGGCAUGCUUGAGCAGAACCCGAGCUAUAUUGAUCUGUGCGAGUUGCUUGAGAAGAAAGGUCUGAAAUUCCAUCGGGGUCAGUUUGCGAGACAACUUCUGAGCAAUGUGCCCUAUCUUAAUGGACCUUCGGGCAAGCCGGAUCCCACACCUUCCAGUCCUGCACUAAAGCGCGAUGCAACUCCUUCGAUCCCACUGCAAGACCUCACGGUGCCAUCCACGGCCGCAACGGUGUCAACUCGAGCCCAAGGCAAUGCAGGUAAUACCAGGUCUCAAGCUAUCAACAGAGGAGUGGAUGAGGCAGUCUUCAAGUCUGAGAAGCCGCUCUUCGGCCCCCCUCAGUCGAAUACAGUCGCACUACAGUUGCCACGACCGAGACUGUCUAAACCUCACCCUCUCGCACGACCUGAGCCGCCGCCAGGUUCGAAAGAGGCUAAUGCUCGCAAACGCGAUUUCUCAGAGGUGGUCGAUCUUACAGCCUUGAGUGACAAUGAGGACUACGUGAUGUCCAAGAAGCAGGCACGGGUCGCGAGUCCGUCACCAGACCCGACAAUUCAUCCAUUAUUUCGGUACGAAAAUUUCCCGAUCAUAACAGAUCCACAGCGACGAAAGGCCCUGGGACAACUUCCAGUCGAAGAUCUGUUGCCCGCGCAAAGCGGAGUGCUUGAGCAGCCUUUCCGCCACAAUUCAAAUCAGUCUCCGCAUCCACGGAGUUACACACCACUUCCACAUUUUCCGGCGCACCAGCCGGGUCGGGCAUUGCGGAUACCCCCACCAAUACCCUUGCAGCAGGGACCGUUCAAGUGCCUGGCCAAACCAGUCAACAAAGCAGAAGCCCUGCGCAAGACAUGUUACGACGCCAAAACGGUGGCCCGGGACCUCCUUAUUGCUAUCGGCAGACAUCCCACUGAGCGCCCGCUCAAUGCCCACUUGGCAGGUCUGUUAGGGAAGUAUAUCGAAAUCGAUUCCGACCUGAGCACAUUUGAAUGGGAUGCAAUAGACCCAGGAGGACCCCCAGUGCCCCAAGUCCCUUACGCAGAUGUUCCAACAGGACCACCGCGAUUUGGAUGGGGACACCGCGGUAUUCAACCUCCCAAGCUCGAACAACAAGCUGCUGCUGCUGCUGGUGCUCCUGGCGCCGAGGCGCGCCCGGCAAGCUUGCCAGAUUCGGACAAGCGCAAAGUGCCUGCGCCCUCUACGAACCGUGUGUCGGCCCCAGCUCAUCGUCCGGAAGAGAAGCCUGAAUCAGACAAAGCUCGAUCGCCCACGUCACCGCUGCAGGUAAAGACCGACUUGGGGCCGUCUCAUAUCGUGCGGCGCGCUUGUGGUCGACCGCCACGGGAGCCUGAACGUCCUCGCAGUUCGACGCCCAACUCAGUCCUACCUCAGAAGCGGAAAACGAAUGGUGUCGUUCCCUUCGAUGAGACCCCUGCCUCGGGGCGCAAGCGAUUUACGCGGAGUGCCUCUACACAACUGACACCGACUAUUGUGCCAUCCACCAGUUCUGCGAAGAAGAUGGAGGCUGCGGGUCUGUACACAAGUGGAAAGCGAAGGGGUCGCCCUCCUGGGUCUAAAAUCAUUCACCCUGCGUCUGAAGCCGGGCAGAGAGCUGUCGCGCAGAUCAGUCAGAUGGGAAUCAGCGUGCCUCCAAAACCUAUGUCGCCAAUCAAUCCAGUUUUCAGGUGUCGCUGGAAAGGGUGUCAAGCACACCUCCACAAUCUCGAAACCAUACGAAACCAUGUCUCAAAAGUGCAUCAUCCCACGAGCGAACUGCUAAAGGAGCAGAAUGGCUACAUCUGUUGGUGGAAAAAGUGCAAACUCCUGGUUGAAGAUGAGGACGGCAAACUCGGACCCUCACAGAUCUUUCACACCCGUGGAGACUGGCUGGGACACAUUGAAGAAGCCCAUCUGAGGGAGGUCGCGCAGAAACUUGGGUAUGGCCCUUCACUCAAGCACAUCGGUAAGCAAACACAGAAGCGGGCGUCAUUCCCAUUUGACGUGUCGAAAUUCUCAUUUAACCCUGCCUCACUUGCACCUUCAACACCACCCUGCUCAAGUCCUGUACCAGUGGCUAGAACAUUCUCUCACACAGAUCCUCAGACCGUCCUCCAGGAUAGAACGCGUUUCCUCACCGACCCGGAAGGCCGAGUCACCACCCCGGACGUUACAAACCCAUCUACGCAAGAAGAUCUUCCGGCAGAUACCAUGCGUCUGCUCAAGGCGGACCGCCAGAAUAACGAAGAACAGGCGCAGAAAGCCUUCAUCAAGACCCAUCGGCAGGAGAAAAGCAACCCGAGGGCCGUCGCCGAAGAGACUCUGAAGGCCAUGUCUGCUCGGAAGGCCAAGAUCGGGCCAGGGAUUGACAGAGGAGGUUGUAUCCUUGUCACCGAGGAGAGAAGAGCCACACUGAUCCAGAAUCCGGGUAUCCAGCGAGUCGUGGAAGGGGAUUAUUGA
Cladophialophora carrionii CBS 160.54 is the source of this 4584-nucleotide messenger RNA. RefSeq lists its product as uncharacterized. Bases 1 to 4584 code for a protein of 1527 amino acids. NCBI's taxonomy places the organism in Eukaryota, Fungi, Ascomycota, Eurotiomycetes, Chaetothyriales, Herpotrichiellaceae. The record is from RefSeq and is a predicted model, not a curated record. The transcript has a single exon.